Messenger RNA from Caenorhabditis elegans, 453 nucleotides. RefSeq lists its product as uncharacterized. Bases 22 to 270 code for a protein of 82 amino acids. NCBI's taxonomy places the organism in Eukaryota, Metazoa, Nematoda, Chromadorea, Rhabditida, Rhabditidae. The transcript has 2 exons. The record is from RefSeq and is marked reviewed.
UUUCAGCAAGCACAUUCGAUCAUGGACUGCCAGAUUGGAUCACGUCGUUGUGCCACGUGGGAUGAAAUCGAGGAUGCUCCACAAACCAAGAGGCUCCGAGAGGAUAAAGUUCAAGAAAACGUCCCCCAACAAAGUGUCCAGCCAGCACCACCACCACCAGCUGCUCAACAAGCUCCAGCUCCUGCCGAGCAACCAAAAUUCUACAUCUCAGCUCCAAUUCAAGGAUUUACCGUUAAUAACCAAGGCGGGUGCCGCUAUUUAUUUUUUUAACCAAAUCAUAUUAUAUGUCAUUUUUCUUUGUUGAUCUGUUAUCUAAAUAUAUCACUGCUUGUAUCGAUUACCUGUAUCAUUUUAUACAUUUUUUACGGAUUUUGUAUUGUACCCUGUAUUCCAAGUUUAUUAAAACUUUUUGUUAACUUCAAGACCAACAAGUGAAUAAAUUAGUUUAUUAUU